Rodentolepis nana is the source of this 231-nucleotide messenger RNA. Lineage: Eukaryota; Metazoa; Platyhelminthes; Cestoda; Cyclophyllidea; Hymenolepididae. The record is from the annotation of a GenBank genome assembly.
AUGAAGCCGACCAUCAGCUUCGUCUCUUUGGUCUCGUCUGUCUCCAUUAAACUUGGUCUUUGGUAUUUUCAUUUGGAUAGCAGAGACGAUGGUUCACCAUUUCCCAGAGGUACUUCAGGUGAAGUUAAAACUGGUAACUGCUCUUCAAAAUUCGAUUUAUCAGUUGCGAAUCGGAGUUACACCAGAGUCAUGGAAGCUAUUGGUUGGCAACAAGCAGCGUUGGCUCGUUAG